CUUUGACCCUCCCCAUGAGUUCACCUCUUGCAAUCUGUGGGAUUAUCAGUAUUAUCUCACGGCACAAGAUGCACAAUGCAUUCUCAAUGACCCCUUGAGCACAGAUAUUGUUACAACUACCGUUUGUGGGAAUGGCUUUGUGGAAGCAGGAGAAGAUUGUGAUUGUGGAGAUCCAGAGUUCAAGAAAGCAGGAGAAGUGUGCCGGGCAACAAAGGAUGACUGUGACUUGCCUGAACAUUGCACUGGCCAAACUGCGGAGUGUCCCAUAGAUCACUUCCACAAGAAUGGACACCCAUGCCGAAACAACUUGGGUUACUGCAUCAAGGGGAUUUGUCCCACAUUGGCUGACCAAUGUAUUGCUCUCUUUGGACCAGAUGCAAAAGUGGCUCCAGAUGAAUGUUUUGAGAAUAACCAGAAAGGAGAUGACAUUAACUACUGCAAAAAACAAAAUGAAACAAAAAUUCCAUGUGAACCACAGGAUGUAAAAUGUGGGAGAUUAUACUGCACAGUUGAUUCAACUGAUGAGAAUUCAUGUAAAUACCACUUUUCAAAAGGAAACCCAAAUAAUGGAAUGGUUUAUAUUGGAACAAAGUGUGCAGAAGGAAAGGU
Thamnophis sirtalis is the source of this 609-nucleotide messenger RNA. The record is from RefSeq and is a predicted model, not a curated record. NCBI's taxonomy places the organism in Eukaryota, Metazoa, Chordata, Lepidosauria, Squamata, Natricidae.